UGUGGGCGGGAGUUUUAAAUUCCCGGUCAUUGUGAGCCGCUGUUUUCAGUUCGUGCUCAGUAACGACCAGUUUACACAGAACAUGCUAGUGAUAAAUUAACAUAGAAGAGCUUUUAAUCUGUUUUCUGUUUUUUUUAGUUAUUUCAUCGACGUUUUAAAUGUAGAGUUUUAAUCGAACAGCUCGUGUCUGCCCAACACAUUUCCACCAAUAAACGGGCUGUCAGUGGAAAGCAAUGGAUGUUGGCACAGUUGUGCAGGAAGAAAUUAAAUUUCGUGGUGCUGAAUUUGCCAUCAAGCUCGAGCUGGCAGAGCGGUUACUAGUCGUAGAGAUUUCAGAUGUGGUUACAGCGGACCAGUGGAGAGGAGAGUUCGAUCCAGCCUAUAUUGAGGACCUGACCCGGAAAACUGGGAAUUUUAAACAGUUUCCAGUAUUCUGCAGUAUGCUUGAGUCUGCUGUCAACAUGUCCGGUGAAUCGGUGACCCUUGACCUCUUGACCUAUUCUGACCUCGAGCUUCUGCGGAACAGAAAGGCAGGUGUAGUUGGCCGACCUCGUGCUCAGCCACAGUCUCCUGCCCUCAGUGCUAAACGAUACCUCAUCCUUAUCUACACUGUGGAGUUUGACAGGAUACACUAUCCUCUUCCACUUCCAUAUCUUGGCAAACCUGAUCCUGCAGAGCUUCAAAGAGAGAUCAGAGCUCUGAGGUCCGAGCUGAAAACACUGGGACUGAGAGGAGGCCACAAAGUAUCAGACCAGGAAACACGCAAGCUCCGUGCAGAGUUGGCUUUGGUGAGAGAUGAAAAGGAAGCCUUGGCCAAGGCUCUGGAUCGUCUACAGAUGGUAGGUGCCGGUUCUGCUCCUGGGGCCCGUGGGCUCAGAGAGGCGGUGCACAGCCUGGAGGAACAGCUUCUAAAGGAAAGGGCAAAAAGCCAGUGCUCUGCAAGCAAGAGGAGCCAAGAACAGCGCCUCCUUCUGGAACAGCUGGAGGAACUCGGGGCAUCAGAACGGGCUCUACGGAUACGUGUUAAAAGUCUGACCACUGAGCUGGCCUUGUUACGACGCGUUCGAGCAACUCCAGUCAUGUCUGGCCGAAGUGGGCUUAGGGGUGAUGGGGAGGUUCAUCGGUCUUUAUCCAGAGAGCGCAGUUUGACUCGUGUGGGUGUAAGAGCACGCUCAGGGUCGAGGGAGAGGAUGGAGGACAAGGCUCGGAGGUCAGAGGAGAGAAUUAAGAGAGCAGACUCUUCAGGGUCUCGGAAUUACAUCACAAGACCCUCACCAUCUCCGACAGGGUCUCGAGUGUCUCGGUUUGACCCUACGGCCUACAUUCAAGACCGACAACGACGCCAAAAAGAGGCUGAGAUGAAUAAUACAGUUUACGUUGAAAGUCAGAGGAAGAUUAGAAGGGAUAGGUUAGCUUCACCGUCUCUGAUGGAAAGAGGGCGUUCACGCUCCAGAGAGCCCAUUCCUCAGCUGAUGCGAGCAGGAAGUGCUGGCAGGAGGAGGAGUGUGUCUGUGGAGAGCAGGAGGAGUCGGUGCUCUUCAGAAGGAUCAGUAGCUGAGUUUGAAGAGCUCGCUAAGCCUCUGAAUAGCAGAGGAAGGAAAUUGGCAUAUAAUGGUGCAGCUGUGUCCAGAGGAAGACACAUAAACAAAAAAACAAUGUAUAGUACCCCGGCCCAAAGGAUAAGAGCGGCAGACACAUCUAUUGACACGGGUGCUGACCUGUCAGAGAUUGAUGCUCGACUCCAGGCCCUGCAGGACUACAUGCGGGACCUUGACACGGGACACUAAUCCUGGUGGAUUCAGAUGUCGAUCAAGGCUCUUUGCACAAAGACUGAGACUGAAAAUCUUGGACAAUCAUUUCUUUCAAACACUCUGUACAGACGUGUCUAACAUUUAUACUAGUUAUGAAUGUCUGUCAUUUAUAACUAAUGAGACUUGAAUGGUGUUUGUUUUCUUUAUCCCUAAUGUAACUUUUGGGCUUGACUCAAAAUGUAGUUAUGUGGGCUUUGUGAAGGGGGUUCUUGAAACUGUUGCCAUAUCAGACUUGAAGUAAACCAGAAGUGUCCAAAAAA
This is a messenger RNA of Cyprinus carpio (common carp), 2071 nucleotides long. Its product is annotated as centrosomal protein CCDC61. Bases 234 to 1787 code for a protein of 517 amino acids. The transcript is spliced from 14 exons. Lineage: Eukaryota; Metazoa; Chordata; Actinopteri; Cypriniformes; Cyprinidae. The record is from RefSeq and is a predicted model, not a curated record. Gene Ontology annotation, cellular component: centrosome.